Molecule: messenger RNA, 2577 nt
Organism: Trypanosoma conorhini
Lineage: Eukaryota; Euglenozoa; Kinetoplastea; Trypanosomatida; Trypanosomatidae
Exons: 1
Coding region: 1-2577 (858 amino acids)
Source: RefSeq, a predicted model, not a curated record
AUGUUUGAGCCUCUUCGCGUGGAGCGUGUGCCUUCCCGCAUACAGGCGCGCGAGAACUGCGUCGCUUUCGCUGCACAUCCCGAUCCAGCUUCUGCUACGACCCUUGACUGGGGAUGCUGCACCGUGACAGGCAAACUGGAUCUCGUUUUUCACAGUGCGCAUGACACUUCGACGCGCCCUCGUCUUCCCGGGGCGCGCGAAAAGAAGAAGACGCCUUAUUUUUUUCGCAUUGCCUGCGCCGCCGCGGACUCCGUGCCCGGGUUCCCGCUCCAACCCGCCCACGUGAUGGAUUCCGCCUUCAGUGAGUGCAGCAGCGUGAAGAUGGGGCCGGGGGAGAGAACGGGCGCCGGAGCACAACGUCUGCCAACGGUUGCCAUGCUUCUUCGCGCCUCGAGGACACAGGUGAAUCUGCUCAUUCUUCGCCCACUACCACGUGUGAAGGGGAAAGAAGUUACCAUUCGCUACAAUGCCUUGUUCCUGCCAGCGCCAGAGGAUGCUCGACAUGUACUGAUAAGCCGCUGUGGUGGGGCCGUCUUUUUACUUGCCUCCCAUUUCUCUGGGCCUGGAGGGAGGAUCCAGUGCUACUCGCUUCGCGUCGCCGACGCCCAGCGGCGUGCGCCCUCGUUUCGGACAACGCCUCUGGUGGCGCCUAUGUCUUGUUCAGGAGCUGCGUCUGCGGCGGCGGCGGCCUCCACGAUGGGGUGUAACCAGCUCAUUCUCUGGGCCUCUGUGCGGCGGCCGUUGUGUUUUGCGGCCUCCGUUUCACACGCCAUCGUCGUGGAAGUGGCGGUGCUUACCGAUUAUGGGGCGGCAAUGGUGUUUCAGGUCAGCUUGGGCGACGACACGGAGGGUGCACACGCCACCUGCGCCUGGAUGGGGAGCCUGGGUCCGAACAAGCCCCGCGCGGACGCGCAUGUCCCCCUUGGCGUGAUGCAGCGCUGGCCGACAACGCCCUUCUUUGCGCGUGCCAUAGAUGAGGCGAACGUCCCUGAACCAUCUUUGGAGGGAAACUUGACGCUGCCCGUGCCGCAGUUUUCAUCGGCUAGUCCAAUGUUUUCCGUGAGUCCCAAUGGGGCUGUGCUUUGCGCCGUGUCGCCAAACGAGCACAAGGCGUGGUUGGUGGCUCUUGGCUCUAACGCCAAGGCGCCUGCUACGAUGUCGUGUGCGUCCGCCGCCGUCGCCACGCCCUCUGGUGUGACUUUUUGCGACGUCAGCUGGGUCGCUGGUUCCCUGUGCGGGUUCCUGCUCCUCGGGACCUCCAAGCAGCGCGACGGCGCGACGGCGACGUUGUUUUUCCUUCCGUUGACAGGAGACCAUGCGCCGCUGGAAAUCCACUUGGAUCUGUCCCAUGCGUCAUUUUUUGCGUCCGACGGUGGAGUCUUCUCCUUCUUCUCCCACGCGCCCUCACGAGACGUGUUUGGGGUCGACCGGCUGUGCCUCUCGUUGUAUUAUCGCCCCGGCCGCGGUGGAGAGACCAUGGCGGGUGAGGUGCGCACCGGACUCUUCUCUCCCCCCACGAUGGCUUCACUGACCCCCAUGCGGGCACCGUCUGCGGUGUUGCACAUCAUCUACUUCACAGGGUUGGCUUCGUUUGCCGUGGCGCACGAGGAAAUCACGGCCACAUCCCCCGAAGGAGACACUGCUGCGAGUGCCACUGGAGGGAAUGUAGGCACGGUGCGGCGCAACCCCGCGCUUCUUGCCGCCGAGGACGCGGUGCAGAUGUCGACGGAGGCGGCACUUGAGUCGGCGCUUGACCCCUGGCUCCACGCAGGAAGGGUGGAUUCGAGGUUUCCUCUUCGUGAUGUGGCGCACGAGGUCGUCCAGUCGCUGCUCGAAGGCGUGAAGCACAACCACGACGCAUCCGCGACCCCUCAGCACGGCGAGGGUGAGAAUUAUGCGGCGCUGCUGGCCGUUUUUCGGGCGCUGGCGGACGUCUUUGCGGCGGUCUCUGUGACCUCCGCGUCUGCCGUGUUGCUGCCGUACCUCUCGGAGCUGCACGGACUGCUGGUGAUGCUGCGGCAGGCCCUGGCCGUUAUGGGGCAACGGGGCGCCGUGUCGGCGUGCUUCACGGCGGCGGCGUUUUUUGCGCCUCUCGCGGACGCCGCCGGCGGCGCGCACUGCCCGGAGUGGCGUGCCCUCCUCGCGCCGUUCUUUGAUGACGCCUUUGCACACGUAGCCUCGUGUCCCUCGCUUUCGCACGCGCUCCUGCCGUACUGCAGCGCCGCGCUGCGGCGCGUGAUGUCGACUGGUGAAUCUCUUCUGCUGCGCGAGCAGAAGUGGGAGCAGACGUCGCGCGUCCCGCGCGUGAGGGUGGAUCACAAUGGGGAGGUUAUUCGGCCUCUCGAGGAGUCCCUCGCGCUUGCGCGUCGAGGCAGUUCGGGCUUAGCCAUGCUCUCAUCGUCGGACGUCUGUUGGUCGGCGCGCCGUCUUUUUUUCCGUGACGGCGUCAGCGCCGCACAGUCGUUUCUCAAGACCCUUGCGGGCCAACAUAGCCAAACGCACCCAAAUGUACGUGCCGUGUGCGGGGAAUAUGACCUGGUGCAGGAGGAGCUGGCUGCAGUCACAAACUGUAUCUAG